AUGUCACUUGAGCAGAAGAAACGAGUUUGCUAUUUUUAUGACGCCAAUGUUGGAAACUACCAUUAUGGACCUGGCCAUCCCAUGAAACCCCACCGCAUUCGAAUGUGUCACGGGCUUGUAAUGAAUUAUGGCCUUUAUAAAAAGAUGGAGAUCUAUCGCGCCAAACCUGCCAACAAGUGGGAGAUGACUCAAUUCCAUACGGACGACUACAUUGACUUUCUAUCGCGUGUCACGCCUGAAAACAUGGAACAAUAUCCUAAAGAACAAGCAAAAUUUAAUGUAGGAGACGAUUGCCCUGUUUUCGAAGGAUUGUUUGAAUACUGUGGACUCAGUGCUGGUGGAUCUAUGGAGGGCGCUGCACGACUGAACCGCGGCUUGUGUGACAUUGCCAUCAAUUGGGCUGGCGGUUUGCACCACGCAAAGAAGGCAGAGGCAUCCGGAUUCUGUUAUGUAAAUGAUAUCGUGCUUGGCAUUUUGGAAUUAUUACGAUACUAUGCCCGUGUGUUGUACAUCGACAUUGACGUGCAUCAUGGUGAUGGUGUGGAAGAAGCCUUCUACACUACCGAUCGUGUCAUGACCGUUAGUUUCCACAAAUACGGCGAGUUUUUCCCUGGCACGGGUGAACUCAAGGACGUGGGAGCUGGCCGAGGAAAAUACUAUAGCGUAAACUUCCCACUACGCGACGGAAUCGAUGACGAAAGCUACAAAUCUGUUUUUGAGCCGACAAUUGAAAAAGUGGUUGAAUGGUACCAGCCAUCUGCUAUCGUUCUACAAUGUGGUGGUGACUCGCUAAGUGGUGAUAAGUUGGGUUGCUUCAACCUGUCGAUGAAGGGGCACGCCAAUUGCGUAGAAUUUGUGAAGAAGUUCAAUUAUCCUACUCUUGUGCUUGGUGGAGGAGGCUACACAAUGCGCAACGUUGCAAGAGCAUGGGCAUAUGAAACCGGUGUUGUAGUAGGCGAAGAUAUUGGACCAGAAAUGCCGUACAACGACUACUAUGAGUAUUUUGGCCCCGAUUACAGAUUGGACGUGCGCCCAAGCAAUAUGGAGAACAUGAACACCCAAGAUUACCUGGAAAAGAUAAAGGUACAAGUGUUCGAGAAUCUUUCAAGGACGAUGUUUGCUCCUAGUGUCCAGAUGCAAGGUAAGUUUGUGUUUGUAUGUGCACGUAUCAUAAUCAAAGGUUAUGGAGUAUAG
Messenger RNA from Zychaea mexicana, 1194 nucleotides. RefSeq lists its product as uncharacterized. Bases 1 to 1194 code for a protein of 397 amino acids. Lineage: Eukaryota; Fungi; Mucoromycota; Mucoromycetes; Mucorales; Lichtheimiaceae. Gene Ontology annotation, molecular function: histone deacetylase activity. The record is from RefSeq and is a predicted model, not a curated record. The transcript has 9 exons.